GGGGCGAAACCACACGAUCCUCUGGCGCGAAAAGUCAUAAAAACAUGGAGGACCUACGCGAAAUACUUGAAGAAUUAGGUAUACCUAACGUUCUUGAAAAUUUCGAGAGGGAAAACGUUUCACAAGAAAUGAUAUGUAUGUUAUCGGACAAUGAAUUAAAAAGGUUGGGCAUAGAAACAAUAGGAUUGAGGCAUAAACUGAAACAACUUCUCGAUUUAAAGAAACAUCAACCUUCAACUUCUGUCAUUUCUGAAAGAUCGCGCCUAUUCAGCCCUUAUUCUCGCACUUCAGCAAGUAAACCUGGGAAAAGAUCACGUAAGAAAGAAAAGUUUAUCACGCUGCAUUUUCUCUGCUUGGCACACACAGGACAGAAGAGUGUCCCAAACGGCAACGAAAAAGAAGUUUUGAAUAAAGCAGGACUAGGAAAGAAAAAAAUUCUUUUGAAAAAAUCUGAUGAUGAGAAGGAAUUAGCAGAAACACUUAUUUCGAAAGAAGUAAAUGAAGAUGGUGAUUUUGUCGGCUUUCCAAAAUUAGCAGAUGGGGGUGGUUUUGAAUUACUUCGCAGUACUCAAAACUGCAGAGAUUUAACUUUAAUAAACUGUUCAUGGUCAGCUAAAGAAUUGCAGAAAAAUGUGAACCCACAGGUUACCAUAUACAUUAGACCAAUACAGAAGAAUUUAUCGACUGAAGCUAUCGUUAAUCGUCCUGAAAAAUUGGCAGAAUUGAGCAUUGAAGAAAAUUGUGUGACAUGUGGAAGAAAAUUUUAGUAAGGGAACUACGAAAACACACAGAAACGUGUGACCAAGCACCCUCAGUUUCUACAGAUGUUGAUACUACCAGUAUAGUGCCAGUAACACAAAUCGUGCAAACUGAUGUACCAGUUGAUGUUAAUGGAAUGAGUUUUUUUCAGAGCCUAUUCGAAAGUAAUGACAUUACCCUUACAGUGGCCCCAACAGUUGAUAUCGAAAGUGUUGCAACCCCAUCGAUAGAGUUUGAAAAUGUUACAACCCCAUCCAUCGAGGAUGAAAGUGUUGCAACCCCUGUGCAUGUUGAAACUGUAACAGGUGUGACAAAUAGAAUAGUUAAUUUUUGCAAAACACAAAAUAUAUUGGACCCUGUUGAAAUUUUGCGUAAAGUUCAAAAUGAAAUGGUGACUGGUAGACCUUUGGAAGUCGUUGACGUUACAAAUAGUUCUGAAGGCGACACAAACUUCAUUUUGGUAGACAGAACUCAUCUUUUGGAGACAUCGUUUGAUGAAAUCAAAGGAAUUGAGGAUCUUAGAAAGACUUUAGAAGUACAGUUUUAUGAUGAGACGGCUGUAGAUUAUGGAGGCCCCAGGAAGGAGUUUUUCAGAUUAGUUUUGCAGGCCAUCAAGGAGAAAUAUUUUGACAGUGGACUGAGAGAAUUACUUCAUGAAGAUUAUGAAGUUGUUGGAAAGACUUUUGCUUUAAGUAUUCUACAAAAUGGCAAAAUCCCAACUUUUUUGGACCCAGAUGUAAUCCAGAAGAUAUUUUCUGAUUCCACAGACAAUCCAUGCAUAACAAGCUUGAGAGGAGGGCUUGAGACAUUGGGACUGUAUACAAUUUGUAUGCAGCUUCCAAGUUUUCUGUACCUUUUCCAAAAACAUUCAUUACCCUUGACAUUUAGGAUGCUCACAUUCCUUUUAAAGCCUCAAUUUUCUCAAGAGGGCAGCAACAACAUGGAAGUUGAAAAGAAGGUCUACGCUGCAUUUGUUCGAUAUCUAAGAGAAGUCGCAAGUGGUCGGAGAGAACACUUGUCCUUAGCAAACGUACUACAGUUUGUGACAGGAACUGAUGAGGAGCCACUACUGGGGUUCAAAAUCCCACCCACUAUCCAGUUUCCAGAAGUCAUGAACUCAUUCAUUCCAACUGCCAACACAUGCAUCAACUCUCUCCAGCUUCCAAGACCAAAACCAGACUUAAAUGUGAACUUUCCUUUAGAUGAAAAGCUAUUUGAAUUAUAUGAUUAUGCUUUCUUAAACCUCUUUUAUGGACUGCAUUAAGUUUUUAACAAAUUUUUAGUCAUUCUCUAUCACCCAAUCAAGUCUCAAUUUUUUUUAUAAGAAUAUGUUACACAAUUAUACAAGUAUCACCACAUACUUAUUACAAAAAAUUCUACAGUAUGUAGGGUCCAUGGGUACAGCUUUAGGGGAUUUGUUUCAUAAAACUUGCUGAAUUUAAAAGAAAUUUGUUAUAUCAAUAUAAAGUAAUCUUUAUAUAUAGUGAAGAACUAGUAAAGUGCACUGGUCUGGGUCAGGACAGGACUAUUUUUAGUGCAAAGUUUUAUGUAAAUUUACACAAUGUAUCUUAAAAGAUAUUCCUUCAAAAUGUGUAGUAAGAACCUGACCAAUUGAUAUGAAAGCAUUCUUGUAUAAUAAUGCACAUUCAAGUUAGUUCAAAUAUUGGUACCAGGGGAGUUGAUGAGGCCACAAUAGAAUUUCAAAGUUAAAUGUAUAGAAUACCAAAGUUGGCACAAAGCAUCCUUAGGUAAAGGGAAUUCUAAAUUGUUAAAAUAAAGGGCCAGGCCACCUUCCAAGGGGAGAUAAUCAAGAAAAGAUAAAAAUAGAGUAGGGUCAUUAAAAAAUCUUCUCAAGAACCACUGGGCCAGAAAAGAUGAAAUUUAUAGAUGAGCUUUACUAGGUAGUGCAGAUUCUAAAUUGAUAAAAUCAUAGCCCCCGGGGGUUGGAUGGGGCCACAAUAGGGGAUCAAAUUUUUACAUACAAAUAUAUAGGGAAAAUCUUUAAAAAUCUUCUUCUCAAGAACCACUGAGCCAGAAAAGCUGAUUUUUACAUGAAAGCUUUCUGACAUAGUGCAGAUUCAAGUUUUUCAAAUCAUGGCCCCCGGGGGUAGGAUCGGGCCACAAGGGGGGAUCAAAGUUUUACAUAGAAAUAUAUAGGAAAAAUCUUUAAAAAUCUUCUCAAGAACCAUUGGGCCAAAGAAGUUGACAUUUACAUGGAAGCUUUGUGAUAUAGUGUAGAUUCAAGUUUGCAAAAAUCAUGGCCUCCAGGGGUAGGUUGGAGCCAUAAUGGGGACUAAGGUUUUACAUGCACAUAUAUAUGGAAAGUCUUCAGAUAUGGGUCAAGGUGAUUCAGGUGAGCAAUGUGGCCCAUGGGCCUCUUGUUAACUCAUCUGAGUCGAAGGCUCGAGUUAGCUUUUCUGAUCAAAAUUUGUCAGUUGUCUGUCAACGUCGUCGUAAACUUUUCACAUUUUCCUCUUCUCCUGCAGAACUAUUGGGCUAAUUUCAACCAAACUUGGCACAAAGCACCAUUUGGUAAAGGGGAUUCAAUUUUGUUCAAAUGAAGGGCCAUGCCUCUCUCAAAGGGGAGAUAAUCACAAAAAUGCAAAAAUAGGGUGGGGUCAUUUAAAAAUAGUCUUCUCAAGAACCACUGGCAGGGCAAAAACCGUCCAAAAUCAAAUAAUUUUCAAAAAUCCUUUCUUUACAACUACACAUCUACAUGUAUAUGAAAAGCAGGAACGCCUCCACCAAAAGUAUAAAUUCAUAAUACCCUGGAUAGUAGUUUUUGACUCAAUUUAUUAUCAAUAGCAAUAAAGAUGAUGUUAUUUAAAUGUUUUACACAAAUUUCAUAAUCACAGGGGUAGGGAUUUUGGUUUGAGGGUGGGACCAACAUUAUCAUAAUGAUUAUUGUCUUUACUUCUUAAAUUUUACUGAAACUGUAUAAAAACUAAAUGUAUAAUAAAAAACAGCAGAAAAGUACGCACUAAUUUUGAAUUUCAUAACAAGGGUUGUGACUCGAGGGCUGGUCCAAAAUAGCUGUAUAGUGGGUUGGUAACAAGCCAUCCGAUGCGAUUUUGUAACAAUUUAAUCCGUCAUGUUAUAAUGGGGAAUCGCCCCAUAUGGGUGUACUUCUGUUUUGGGCAGUAUGUGGUUGUCUAUAUUGUAUCAGGUCGAAGAUUGUUUUUCCUUUACAUUUAACAUGUGUAUUAUUGUCAAUGCCACAUGUAAUUGAAAUCCAUUACUUUAUGAAUUUUUGUAUUCUACAUCUUGCCAUAAGUUACAGGUAUAACUCUGUCUCAAAGUCCUUCUAGUCAAAAGUCUGGUCAUUUUGUACUUGUAACAUUUUUGCUCUUGGUGUGAAUUACCAUAUAUGUCUUCUUCAUUAUUUAAUGAUUCUGUGUAUAUAUGUUUACAUUUUGUCAUUUAUUGAAUUAAUAAAUGACAGUUUUAAUCACCUUCAUUUGGUGUUCACGUAUGUUGACAUAAAUCAUAUAAUAUGUAGUUUUUCAGUAGUAUGGGCAGUUUUGGGGUAAUUUAUGUUUGAAGAGCACAUCUUGUUAAUCCUGUUGCCGAAUAUUAGAAUUUAGCUUUGAUAUGCUGAACAAAAAUUCCUCUAGAUUUCAUGACCCUUGGGACUAAUGAUUCUUUUAACUGAUCCUCGGGUGAUCGAUAAGACCUUUGGGCCUCUUGUUUUAUGCUCGUCUUUAAAUCAGACAUAUUAAGGUACUGUAAUGUCUUUGUCUGCAUGUUUGUCCCCCCAACUCCAACCUAAGUUUUCAUGUUACAAAGUUCUUGUAUAUGUUACAGAAUGUUUGUAUGAGUAUUGAAGAUUUGCAUUACAUUAAGACUAGGAAUUUUUUUGGCUCAAGUGAGCUUUUCUCUUCAAAAUUUGUCCGUUGUCUGGCAUCGGCGUAAACUUUUCACAUUUUCAUUUUCUUCUCCAGAACCACUGGGGCAAUUUCAACCAAACUUGGCACAAAGCAUCCUUGGGUGAAGGGCUUUCAAGUUUGUUCAAAUGAAGGACCAUGCCUCCUUCAAAGGGGAGAUAAUCACAAAAAUAGGGUGGGGUCAUUUAAAAACUUCUUCUCAAGAACCACUGGGCUGAAAUUGACAGGAAAGCUUCCUGACAUAAUGUAGAUUCAGUUUGUUCAAAUCAUGGCCCCUUGGAGUAGGUUGUGACCACAAUAAGGGAUCAAAGUUUUACAUGGGAAUAAAUAGGGAAAAUUAAAAAUUCUUCUCAAGAACCACUGGGCCAGAAUAGCCGAGAUUUACAUGAAAGCUUCCUGACAUAGUGCAGAUUCACGUUUGUAAAAAUCAUGCCCCCCACCCCCUGGGGUAGAUUGGGGCCACAAUAGGGACCAAAGUUUUACAUGCGAAUACAUUUGGAAAAUCUUUAGAUAUGGGCCAAGGUGACUGGUGAGCGAUGUGGCCCAUGGCCUCUUGUUUAAUUUGUGAGAAAAAUUGCAGGGUUUUGAAUUACAUAGUUUGCCUGUUUAACUCCUCCUAAAAUGAGUAAGUUAAAAAAAAUCAUACAAAUUUAAUGUAUUGGUAUUAAAGAGCAGCAAAUUGCAAGAGUUUUCAUUUUCCCCAUUUUGAGAAAAUAACUGCUUGCUAAACUUCGUCAUUUUAGAUGAAAUAUUACUUAAGGAUACAAGUGUUUUUUUGUUUUUGCUUCAAAUAUGUUGUGAAGUAUCACUUUUUUAUGCACCUUGUACAUGUAAAGACCAUCACAUGGUUGUGCAAGGCAGCUUUCAGCAACAGGCUUCAUUUUGAUGCAGGAUAUAUUUUUUGUCCAUUCAUAAUAAAUUUUCAUAUUCAUGUAUAUUUCAGACCUGUUUCAUACUGGGUUUUUUAAGAGCAAUAUGGUCAUUUGGUCUCUUCUUUAUUUGUACAUUUAUAAUUGAUAGGAAGCACAAGUAUUUAAGUUAUUAGUGUUUAUGAUUUUUUAUAUUAACUAAAAAUACCCUGUCAUAAUUGGGGGGGGGGGGGAGUAAAUAACUUACUGACAAUUAAUUGAACUUUCUAAUGCCAAUACAUGUACUUUGUAUGAAGUGAAUGAUUAUAAAUUUCAUUUAUGAGGAUACCAUCCUAUGGGAGGAAUAAAAAUGUUUCAUCUACACACAUUGAUAGAAAUUGCAGCAAUGUAUCAACAAGCCAAAAGUAGAUGAAACUCAUUUGAGUUGAUCAUUAGGUUUUGUUUGAAUAGAAAACUCUGUGUAAGUUACACUAUUGAUUUGUUACAACAUUAAAUAUAAUUCUAAAAGU
This is a messenger RNA of Ostrea edulis (European flat oyster), 6021 nucleotides long. RefSeq lists its product as uncharacterized. The transcript is spliced from 5 exons. Lineage: Eukaryota; Metazoa; Mollusca; Bivalvia; Ostreida; Ostreidae. The coding region runs from base 749 to 2023 and encodes 424 amino acids. The record is from RefSeq and is a predicted model, not a curated record. Gene Ontology annotation, molecular function: ubiquitin-protein transferase activity.